Aspergillus eucalypticola CBS 122712 is the source of this 615-nucleotide messenger RNA. RefSeq names its product sugar O-acetyltransferase. Bases 1 to 615 code for a protein of 204 amino acids. Gene Ontology annotation, molecular function: acetyltransferase activity. Lineage: Eukaryota; Fungi; Ascomycota; Eurotiomycetes; Eurotiales; Aspergillaceae. The transcript is spliced from 3 exons. The record is from RefSeq and is a predicted model, not a curated record.
AUGACGACAUCGGAGGAAUGGCAGAAGAUGCUCAAUGGUGAGCUCUACAGUGCUUGGGAUGCAGACCUUCAGGCCAAUCGACAACGCUGCAAAGAAGCAUGCGACAGAUUCAAUCAAGCUGGUCCAGUCACUCGGCGUCGCAGAGUGGAACUUUGGCGGGACAUCCUAGGUGAUACGCGUCCUCUGCCUCCAGCCCACCCCAAUUCCCAGGAGGAUGAGAAGCUUUUCGAGGAUACAGAUCCCUUUGUGGAGCCUCCCAUCUCGGUGGAUUACGGCUUGAACUUCAAGGUUGGCAAGAAGACCUUUCUGAACUUCAACCUUAUUGUCCUGGACACAUGUCUCGUGACAAUAGGUGAAAGGGUGCUUGUCGGUCCCAAUCUUUGUAUCUACGGGUCCACUCAUCCCCUGGACCCAUCUGUGCGACGGGGUCUGGAGGGCCCAGAAGCUGGCAAGGAAGUGCAUAUCGAAGAUGAUGUCUGGAUAGGAGGCAGUGUAAUCAUCUUAGCCGGAAGCGUUCCUCCCUUCCAUUUUGUUGCCGGAAACCCAGCACGCAUCAUUCGCCGGGUCGAAACGAGCAUGGAUCCCGAUCAGCGCAGAGAAAGUCAGCCCGCGUGA